AUGUUACUGUCCAGAGCGACUCGAACGCGACUACGAAUGACCUUGUCAUCAUGCCUACGGACAAGAGCCAAGAAUUCAUAUUCAACCAAGGGCUCCAGCUCAGGCUUAGAUUCAUUCUCAAGCUUGAUGAGAUACAUGACGAUUGCUGGUGUAUUCAGUACACCAGCCCUUUGGUGGUUAGUAACUACUCGCGAUGAUACGAUUCGUGACAAUGCACCAGAAAUUGAAACCCCUCCAGCUGAGCACUGGACCGUUGAGCCCGGUCCUUCUAGGGACCAAGUGACACGCAUUCUCUCCCAAGGAGAAUAUUCAUUCCGGGUCAGAAACAUUGCCGGCGUCAACAGAUAUGAUGGUGCUCAAUUAGCUUCCAAUAGCCCGUGCGAGGAUCAGUUCACCCACGGCAAACUUCCUUCGCCUUGGAAAGGAGUUAACAAAUGGAUGGCAUGGGGUGUUUUUGACGGUCAUUCAGGCGUGCAAACAUCAGAACUGCUUAAAAGUCACCUUCUACCCUUUGUCCAAUAUAGCUUGAGUCAAAUUAAACCAACCUCGCCUGAAGACCUUGUACCGGAUCAUUUGGUACAGCACGCUAUUAUGAAGGAUUUUAUGAAACUCGAUGAUUCAAUUAUCAAAACAGCUCAGGCUAUAUCUGAGAGUGAAGAAUCGUUGCAAGAGAAAAUAAAGAAACUGGCCCCUGCUUAUUCCAGCUCAUGCGCUUUGCUCUCUAUGUACGAUUCUGCUACCAGCACAUUACAUGUGGCGUGUACCGGUGAUUCAAGGGCAGUUUUGGGACAACAGAGGCCAGAUGGCAGGCGGGAAGCAAUACCAUUGUCAGUAGAUCAAACUGGCAAAAACAAAGAAGAAAUUGCUAGGCUUCACAAAGAGCACCCUGAUGAAGAACUCGAAGACAUGAUCAAAAAAGGACGAGUUCUUGGGAUGGCAGUGUCACGAGCCUUUGGCGAUCGCCAGUGGAAGUGGCCUAUUGAAUUCCAGAAGGAUAUACAACGGAGAUUCUAUGGUCCACCACCUCUAGUACCCACAUACAAUGUUCGAACGCCACCCUAUCUCACAGCUGAACCGGUUGUGACAAGCACCAAAAUUGAUCACUCGAAGCCUUGUUUCCUAAUCAUGGCACCGGAUGGCUUGUGGGAUGUGAUCUCCAGUCAGCAGGCAGUCAAUCUAGUGGGGAAAUGGCUGAAAUUGAAAGAAUCUCAUAAGAUGGACAAUGACAGCGAAUUGGAGCCAACAUAUGAACCGUUUGAUUUCGGCCACUUCUGGAAGGAGUAA
This is a messenger RNA of Penicillium malachiteum, 1284 nucleotides long. Its product is annotated as PP2C family serine/threonine-protein phosphatase. The coding region runs from base 1 to 1284 and encodes 427 amino acids. The record is from RefSeq and is a predicted model, not a curated record. Lineage: Eukaryota; Fungi; Ascomycota; Eurotiomycetes; Eurotiales; Aspergillaceae. The transcript has a single exon. Gene Ontology annotation, biological process: protein dephosphorylation. Gene Ontology annotation, molecular function: protein serine/threonine phosphatase activity.